Messenger RNA from Cannabis sativa, 1686 nucleotides. RefSeq lists its product as uncharacterized. Bases 805 to 1356 code for a protein of 183 amino acids. The record is from RefSeq and is a predicted model, not a curated record. NCBI's taxonomy places the organism in Eukaryota, Viridiplantae, Streptophyta, Magnoliopsida, Rosales, Cannabaceae. The transcript is spliced from 2 exons.
UCAGUUUCUAGAUCCUCCAUAGAUACCAAGCUGCAGCUAUGUUCAGUAAGAAAAAAAUUUUCAACCCAUUUCAACUUCGGCCCACAUUUUAAUGGGUUAUUCGGCCCAAUUUUGUGUGGGUUGGUCUGCCCGCCGGGUUGCAUGCUCAGCCUUACCUAUGAUUUGGGUCAUUUAUUAUAAUUGCCCUUAAUAAUAGAAGUUAAAAUAUUUUUUUUUUUUUAAAAAAAAUAGAGUAAAUACCAUUUUAGACCAUGUGUUUUGCAAAAGUUAAUAAUUAGGCUAACUGUUUUGUUAAAUGAUAAAAUGAACCUUGUAUUUUCUAAAAUUGUACAAAUAGGACCCUGAACUGAUUUUUUGUUAAAAUAAAACUUAAUAAUAAUCUUCUAGAGAUGUUAUGACAAAACUAACUACAUUUUCUGUAUCUGUUCGUGUUAAAAAUUGUCUUAAAAUUGGUCAUAUUAAAAAAUAAAACAGUUGAGAAUUGAGCUCAAGGUCCUAUUUUAAUGUUUUUGAAAAUAUAAGGUCUAUUUUGUCAUUUAAAAAAUAGAGGUGCAAUUGGUAACUUUUACCAAACAUAAAGUCCAAAAAAAUGGUAUUUUAAAAAAAAAAAAAAAAAAAGACAUAGCAUAGGCCACCGAAAUGGGACAGGUAAGCGGUUGUAAAAUAUAUAUAUAAGAUGAUUUCAAAGUUGAUAACAUUACUUCUUUCGAUACCACUCAAAAUAUUCUAAUCGUUAUCUAGGGUUUUAAUUAAGCUGAAGAGAAAGAAAUUAAGGGAAGAAGUAGCAAGAAAGCAAGAAAGAAAAUGGUGAUGAAAGCAACAGGAACAUCUUCAGCAUUUGGUCAUAAUCAUGAUCAUGAUCAUGAUCGUGGGAGGAAUCAAAUGGUACGAAGACGUUUUUUCAGAUGCCCACGUUGUGAGAAGAUACUAAAAUGUGCUCUAGGUCUUAGGGUUCACAUCGAAAACCACAACAAGCCAGCAUCAUCUUCUUCAUCAACUGGUUAUAAUUGUCAAUUCUGUGGACGAAGUUUCUUGAAACCACAAGCUGUUAAUGGACACUUAAGGAUUCACAAAGGCAGAGCCAAAGCCAGCAGGACUAACAACAAUCAUAAUAUUCUUAUGAAAAAGUCUCUACUUCUUGUUGAUCAUGAUGGAGCUCAUGCCAAAGUAUUACAAGAAGAUCAAUAUCAAGAUUCGGAAAAGAAUCAUGAUGAUCACAAUAAGAUCACGACCAACUCUGUUCUUGUAAUUGAUCAUUAUCAAGACACUGCCAAAGAUCAUAAUAAUGAUGAUGAUGAUCAUAAUACUGAUCAAGAUAAUAAGGGCCUGAUGAUGACGACCAAGAAGAUAAAUUAGCCUGCACAGCUUAAUUGCAUGAAUAUGAAAUGGAGAUAUGGAGCAUGAUACGAUGGUGAGGGUUAAAGUUACUGUUAAUGUCAGAGAUUAUUACAACAAAGAUUCCAAUUAGAAGGGUUUAUAUAUAUAGUCAUAAAGACAAUAAAAAAUAGUAGACACUAUUGUUUGUUUCCAAUAUGCAUAUAUCUGAUUUAAAUAUUGUAUAUGUGUCAAUCUAAUAUACAAAUUUGACAGACACAGAAUUAAAUAGGUUAUUUUGUUUGGAGACGACAUUUUUAAAAGUGUUAGAUUAUAUGGUUUGAGUGUUAUUAAUGAAAGCUUAUUCUUCUU